This is a messenger RNA of Bactrocera tryoni, 3510 nucleotides long. It is a transcript of the gene Oatp74D, whose product is annotated as solute carrier organic anion transporter family member 74D. Gene Ontology annotation, cellular component: membrane. Gene Ontology annotation, biological process: transmembrane transport; sodium-independent organic anion transport. Gene Ontology annotation, molecular function: protein binding. The transcript has 9 exons. Lineage: Eukaryota; Metazoa; Arthropoda; Insecta; Diptera; Tephritidae. The coding region runs from base 718 to 3510 and encodes 930 amino acids. The record is from RefSeq and is a predicted model, not a curated record.
AUUAAUAACAAUUGUGCCACAUAACUACAACAAUGAUAACAAUAAAAACACCAACAGUGAUGAAGUGUUUUUUAUGCAAAUAAGAACCGCAAUUUCGCAUUGAUGGAGUGUUGAACAUAAUCUCAUAAAAAAUCAACAAAAACUACACACACAUAAAUAUAUAUCUACUUACAACAGCAACUCCAUACUACUUCACGACGCCUGCAUUUAGUUGAACUAAACUAAAAAUAAAUCUACCGAAGCAAAACCGACGGAAACACGCAAAACGGAAAAAGACACUGCCAUAUAAAAAACAGAAGCUGCAAACUUUACAACCUUCAACUUCAAAACUACCUCGUUUAAGCUACAAAAUAUUGAAAAUAAUUCGUAAAACCGAUUAAAAAUAAGCUGCCAGUGUCUUUGUUAAGACACCAACAAGACAACAAACGCAUAAAACUCUAAACAAAACUAUACAAACGGAAAUUAAGAAGCUCCAACCGGGGAACUUAACUGUUAUCAACUAUUUUACAAUAACAAAAAAUCAAAAGUAGAUAUCGAAAAUGGAUGAAUAUUUAGUAGAAAUCUCAUAGAAUAACUAAAUUUGAAACACACAAAUCCCACUUACACCCAUCCACCCUUCCCCCCAACAAAAAUAUCCCAGCUACACAACACCAACCCUAACAAACUCCUACAUUACCUACUACCCCAACUAAAAAACACCGACAGCUACAACAAAAUAUGAAUCCCUCGACAAAUGCCAGCGACGUCGAUGCCGCGGCAAAUCCACAAAUGCUCAAUUUUCAGUCUCCACAACGCCAGAUAAAGCCAAGCACAGCUUCAAGUCCAGCUGGUACACCCUACAAACACAAUGGCAGCAAUGGCAGCAAUGGCGAUGCUAGUCUGAACGGCACACCAUUACACAAUGGUCACGGCAAUGCGAAUGGCAGUAAUGGUUAUCAGAAUGGUACACGACGUGAUUCUACGCAGGCCUGGACUCCACUACUGUCGAACGGUAAUGGUAACAGUGCUGCACUAAACAAUGGUAAUGGCAACACUGGCUUGACAGACAACAGUUUAGUUGGCACAGCAAGUAUUAAUGGAGCGGAAGACGGCAGUCUAGCAGGACAAGAUGCGAAUGAAACACUAGGUGAUCCCACCACUGUACUAUACACCAAAUCGACCAGUAAUAACAACGAAUGGAAAGAUGCCGAACAAAUUAAUAACCUCAAAAACGGUCUGUUACAUUAUCCGGUUAAUCAUCAGGGCAACAAUAAUGGUUCGCUAAUGAACGGCAAGAAUGGUAUCGGCUUGGGCGUACCAGACAAGUAUGAUGAACAAGAUCCACUUACCGGCUUAUACGCACAAAAAAAUACACGAACGCGUGAACCGGAUGAAUCGGAUACAGAUUCCGAGUUGAGUAAUGGCGAUCGACAAGCUCCCGGCUGCGGUUUAUUCGGCUGUCGGCCGAAAUGGGCGCGUAACUUUGCCUCGACUAAUGUCUUCAUGGUGGUCUUUUUGCUCGCCUACAUUUUACAGGGCAUGUAUAUGACAUAUUUCGUGUCGGUGAUCACUACCAUCGAGAAACUAUUUCAGAUUAAAUCGAAAACGACGGGUUUUCUACUAAGCGCCAGUGAGAUGGGUCAAAUUAGUACCGCUAUGUUGUUAACCUACUUCGCGGGACGUGGUCAUCGCCCACGUUGGAUCGCUUGCGGCAUGGUAUUAUUCUCCAUUGCAGCUUUCGCUUGCUCAUUGCCGCAUUUUAUAUUUGGCAAACAACUGAUGCAAUCACUUGAUACGCUCAGUAACGGCGGCAAUGGUGGUAAUGCGGCAAUGCGCGCCUUACAUGGUCAAAUGCUGCACGCCAGUUAUGGACUGCAUGGAAUGAAUGACACAAUAAAUGCGACAAGUGCGAACGCAUUGGAAGGCGGUCUCAGUGCAUUGUUGGCCAAUGUGCCGGGCUCACACGAAAUGAAUCUGUGCAUACCGGGACAGAACUCAACGAAUUCCAAUUCAGAAUGCGAUGAGGAUCAAAAACUGGAGCAGGCAUCACACUCAAAAAUCACCGUUAUUGUACUGUGCAUAUUCUUCGCUAGUCUCUUGAGCUCUGGCAUUGGACAGACGGCUGUAGCCACACUAGGCAUACCCUACAUAGAUGAUAAUGUGGCAAGUAAACAGUCACCCAUGUAUAUGGCCAUAACAAUUGGUGUACGCAUUUUGGGACCCGCUUCCGGUUUUAUUGUGGGCUCAUUUUGUACACGCUGGUAUGUGAAUUUCUCCAAUCCCGGCUUCGAUGCAAGCGAUCCACGUUGGAUUGGUGCCUGGUGGCUGGGACCAGUCGGUAUUGGCACUCUCAUGUUGCUGUCUUCUCUUGCAAUGUUCUCAUUCCCAAAACAGUUGCGCGGCAAACGAAACCCCAAUGCCGGCGAGGCUAAAGCGGAUGGCGGUGAUGAGGCUGCAGCCGCAGUGGAGGUAGAUGAGAAGCCGAAAUUGAGAGAUUUUCCAAAGACCGUUCGACGUCAACUGAAAAAUGACAUUUUGAUGUUCCGCACGGCUUCUUGUGUCUUCCAUCUCUUGCCAAUCGCUGGACUCUAUACUUUCCUACCGAAAUACCUCGAAACACAGUUCCGUUUAACCACCUAUGAUGCCAGCAUGAUUGCCGCCUUUUGUGGCAUACUCGUCAUGGGUGUGGGCAUUGUAAUAUCCGGUUUGGUCAUUUUGAAGUUGAAACCGUCGGCGCGUUCCGUAGCCGCUUGGAUUGCAUUUACAGCGCUGUUCUACUCAGCCGGCAUGGUUGUGCUGAUAUUCGUGGGAUGUAGCAUGAACGAUUUUGCUGGUUACAAGAGUGCUACGAGUGAUUCUCCCGCCAUGAUCGAACCAGCAUGUGACCUCAAUUGUUCCUGUGAUACGGGUAAUUACGCCCCCAUUUGCGGCAUGGAUGGUCGUAUAUAUAUUUCCACCUGUCAUGCGGGUUGUGCAGCGUCAGCAUUGACUGAUAACGGCACCUUAUUCAGUAACUGUACAUGCAUUCCAGAUUCUUUUAAGAACCAAGCGAUCGGCGGAUAUUGCGCUAAUAACUGUAAGAAUUUCAUAUUCUUCAUCAUUAUAUUCGCCGUUUGUGUGUUUAUGCAUUCGACAUCAGAGGUGGGCAGCAUGUUGUUGGUGAUGCGUUGCACACAUCCAAAUGACAAAGCCAUGGCUAUGGGCAUCAUACAGUCGGCGAUUGGAUUAUUCGGUAAUGUUCCUUGUCCAAUUAUUUAUGGCGCGGUGGUCGAUUCGGCGUGUCUCCUCUGGAAAACGGUGUGCGGCAAGCAUGGAGCCUGCUCGCUGUACGAUUCAGACACGUUUAGACACUAUUUCCUCGGUAUUACCGCCGGCAUAAUGUUCCUGGCAUUCAUAAUGGAUCUGGUGGUGUGGAGCAAGGCGCAUCGCAUCGACAUAACGCCCGAGGACGGCAGUGAGCCGCACGGCAAACAAACAGCCGCAGAGACGGAGUGCAAAAAGUCAAUGGUGGCGCCGGAUACGAGCGUCUGA